AUGUUCAUUGGUUCCGGCUUUAAGCUUCAAAUGCUGACCUAUGGGUGCGACACGUUAACGGUAACUGGUGCUGGCAUUGGAACCGGAAACGGAAGUGCUCAUAGUCGGCUGGCGGUGCACAGUGCGGGCAGCAACACGGCAACAACGGCGGCCAGAAUUUUUUCACGUUUGGAUAGCGUCGAGGAGGUGCAACGCAGUCGCAGUGGCAGCGCUGUUGGAAUAACGCCCGGCGGUGGUGCAGUGGCAGCGGCAGCGGCAGCGGUGGCAGCGGGUUCACCAGCCAGAACUGGCCAGCAGCAGCAGGCUCAGGUCGGCGGUGUCUACGGCAGUGUGGGCAGCGUGGGCAGUGUGGGCAGCGUGGGUGUAGGUGUGGGCGGUGUGGGUGUGGGUGCAGGCGUGGGCGUGGUACCCGGUACAGGAGUCGGCAUCGGCGUGGGCGUGGGCAAUGCAGCAGGGGCGCGUAAUCGCAGCGCCAGCACAAUACUCGAGCCCGGUCAGAGCGGCACGCUAGGUGGCAGUCAGGGAGCGCACACGCGCAAGUAUUCCGGUGGCGGCGGUGCAGGUCUGCUCGCUGGCGACGUGAAUGGCUACGGAGACAACGCGGCGACUGCGAAAUGCGAUACAUAUAACGGCGUGGGAACGGGUGCUGGUGUUGGUGUCGGUGUCGGUGUUGGUGUUGGUGUUGGUGUCGGUGUCGCAGGCAGAGGCAUACCACAAGAGAGAAGCUCAAUUGGAUCAGUUAAUGUGCCAGUCACAACAGUCAGCAGCUUGGGAAUAACGCUCCGUGAACGUUUAUCUAGCGUCAGCGGCGCAUCAUCAGCAAGUGGAGCGUCCGGCGAGGCUGGCGUGUCGGCAAGUGCUGGCGGUGCAGCUAGCGGCUCAGCGCCAACAAUAGGCGGCAGCAGCAGCGUGCCACAUUGCAAGCGUCAGGGCAGCUUUUCGAAUGUAUUCUCAAAGCUAAUCGAUGGUACGUCCGCUGGCACAAUGUUCGCCAAGUUCAAAAGCGCCAACGUGGCGGCCGCCACAUCCACACAGAAUGUCGCCGAGGGCAAUCCCAUAACGCAGUACUUCGAGAUUGGCAAGCCGGUGGCCUCAGCCGGGCCAGAGCUCAUCUGGCGCAUACACGAUGGCUAUCGUAAGAGUGACAACAAGGAAUGUUCGGUGUUUAUAUUUGAGAAAAAGGUGGCAGAGAAACUGCACAAGCCGCGCCGCAAGGAGACCAUUACAGAGCUGCUGAAGAGCUCGGUAAAGACAUUGGAACGCUUUCGUCAUCCCAGGAUACUUCAAAUCUAUCAUACCGUCGAGGAGAGUGCGGAUACGUUGGCCUUUGCCGCAGAGCCCAUUUUUGCCAGCCUUUCAAAUGUGCUGGCCUUUCAUGAGUCGAAAACCUAUGAUAAUGCCAGCGUGGCGCCAGCAGCGGGUGGCGGGACGCCACAGACGCAGCCAGCAGCUGGGGCGCAGCCCCAAAGGCCGCCGCAUGCAAAGGAAUACAAUUUCUUGGAUAUGGAGCUCAAAUAUGGAUUCUUGCAGCUAACGGAGGCUUUGUCCUACUUGCACUAUUCCGGUCACGUAAUUCAUCGAAAUGUGUGUCCAUCUUCUAUACUAAUAACCAAGCGGGGCAUUUGGAAGCUGGCUGGCAUGGAAUAUGUGGAAAGAAUGAAUGAGACUGAUUUGAAUAGCUCAAUUCCGUGCCCACCAUGGAGCAACAGGGUAUCAAAAAUGGCACAGCCCAAUCUGGACUUUAUGGCGCCCGAGACGCAGACGACCUCCAAAUGCAGCCUGCUGAGCGAUAUGUUCUCCCUGGGCAUGGUCAUCUGUGCGGUGUACAACAAUGGACGACCACUUAUACAGGCCGGCAACUCUACAUCCAACUAUGCCAAGCAAUUGGAAUCGCUGGAUGACCAUGUGCAUAAGCUAAUGCCGCGGCUGCCCAUUGCUCUGCAGGAGGCGACAUCGCGCAUGGCCAGCCGGGAUCCGACAGCGCGACCCACCGCUCAGUUGCUGCAGCUGAUCAAAUACUUUGUCGAUCCGGCUAUUAAUGCGUUGAAAUUCCUCGACGUGGUCAACAUGAAGGACACACAGCAGAAGUCGCAGUUCUAUAAGACCACCUUGAUAGAGGCCAUGCCGCUGAUACCGCGCAAACUCUGGUGGCAGAACCUGUGGCCCAUGCUCAAGUCGGAGAUUAACAAUGGCGAGGUGCUCGCCGCGGUCCUUCAGCCCGUGAUGCUCUUCGUUCAGGAGGCAACGCAUUCGGAGUACGAUGCCCUAAUGUCGGCCACAAUGAAAAUUGUCUAUAACACACCGAAAUCCAUUCAGGCGAGCGUCACAAUACUUGAGAACUUGCACUUGAUAAUUGAGAAAACGAAACCGGAGGAUGUCACCACAGAUAUAAUGCCAAUGUUAUUCCUUUCAUUCGACGGAUCCACAAUUCAAGUGCAGAGCGCGGCUGUUGUGGCCGUGGCCAAUGUCUUUGAUAGCAUUGAUGAGCUGUCCAUUCGUCGCAUGGUUUUGCCCAAAGUCAAAUUGGUAUUUGAGAAGAACAUCACGGAUCCAAAGAUUGUGCAGAACGUGCUCAUGUGCAUUGAGCGUGUCAUGGACCGCAUGGAGCGGGCACAGGUUAUGGAGGAGGUGCUGCCCCUGCUGGCAAAUGUCCGCAUACCAGAUCCAGAUAUUAUCAUGCGGACUGUGCGCAUCUACCACAAGCUGUUUGCGGACAAAUCCUAUGGCUUAACUGUGGAAACGAUGGCCACCAAUGUGCUGCCCCUGCUCAUACCACACACUGUCAAUCCGUCGUUGAAUUUCGAGCAAUAUUGCUAUCUGCUUGAGGUGCUGCAGCAAAUGCUGGAGGCCAUCGAUCGUCAGCAGCGUAACAAAUUGAAGCUGGACAACCUAUCGAUGGCCUCGCCGGAGCGUCAUCGCACAUUGCGGCAUCAGUACUCCACGGACAACAUGAAUGCCCCACCAUUCAAUAUACCCAAUUUGCGUAUUGAUCAGCGCAAGACGUCCAGUGCCGAGGAUAUGGCACGCAAGAAUUCUGGUGGCUCUGGCAUGCUGGGCGGCUGGUGGUUUGGCUGCUCGCCAUCGUCACCGGAUAGCAAUUUCCUGCGCGUCGGCAAUGUGUUUCCCAAUCGACGGCUCUCGGACAACACGCUGAUGACACCAAAGAUACGCAUCGCGCCCUCGUGCGCCUCCUCGCCGGGCGGCACACCGGGCAGCGGCCUGCCCACCCGUCGGCACUCGAGCAUUGGACCCCAGGAGCGACGCGGCUCCACCAUCAAUUUGUCACCGCCAACUGGUGGCUCCAUGCCCAACACAUCGAGCAGUGUACCAUUUCUGCUGUCGUCCAGUAUGCAAUCGAUACGUUCGCGCCGUACAUCGACUGUGCUGUCAUCGGGUCCACUCGGCUCCGGUUCGGGCCUGUUGCAACAGUUGGGAUCCGGCAUGUAUCAACUAUUCUCCGGACGUAACUAAAAUGAUACAAAUUAAAUGAAUCUAUAUAUUAUAUAUUUUUAAAGCAAUUUCGGUCCAUUAAUUAAACACCAAUAAUGAACUUAUAUUAGCGCUAUAUGUAUACAGUAUUUACACAAUACAAACAUUGUAAACGUCAGCCAAAAAACAACAAAAAAACAAAACAAAAAACAAAAAGAAAUUUCAAUUAAUUCUAAAUGUUAUUAGAGAGCAAAUUUGAUGUCAUCCGAGCAACAAUUACUUAAUUACAACAUAAAUAUAUAAACAAUUUAUAUGUAUUUAGAGUACCCGAAAUGUGUUAAACACAGUCCAAAAGAAACAAAGAAA
Drosophila montana is the source of this 3795-nucleotide messenger RNA. RefSeq names its product SCY1-like protein bma (gene bma). The transcript has 19 exons. NCBI's taxonomy places the organism in Eukaryota, Metazoa, Arthropoda, Insecta, Diptera, Drosophilidae. Gene Ontology annotation, biological process: protein phosphorylation. The coding region runs from base 1 to 3471 and encodes 1156 amino acids. The record is from RefSeq and is a predicted model, not a curated record. Gene Ontology annotation, molecular function: protein kinase activity; ATP binding.